Molecule: messenger RNA, 3819 nt
Organism: Formica exsecta
Lineage: Eukaryota; Metazoa; Arthropoda; Insecta; Hymenoptera; Formicidae
Product: integrator complex subunit 12
Exons: 5
Coding region: 158-961 (267 amino acids)
Biological process (GO): snRNA 3'-end processing
Cellular component (GO): integrator complex
Source: RefSeq, a predicted model, not a curated record
AAGUAAUAUUUCAUAGCAAAAACGCUGCAUAUUGACGUGAUCGAUGAUAAAGUCACAAAUAAAGUGUCGAUAUUACAUCUACCAUAUAGAUAUUAUGGAUUAAUGCAUAUUUUGCAUUAAUUAAAACUUUACGGGUUCUAAAGGAUACUUUUGAAAGAUGACUCAACUGGAAUUGGAUCCACAAUUUACACAGGGGCUACGCCUUUUGCACUCCACUAAUAAGGAUUCUGCGGAACAGCUGCGAGCUCUAUUAGAUGAGGCGAUUAAACAAAAGUACGGGCCAUCCAAAAUGCUCUCCAAUGUGCUACAUAAAAAGUACAUGAUGGAAGAACCAGUAUUGAGCGAUCACAGUAGUAGUAGCAGUAAGAAAAGCAAAAGCUCCAGCUCGUCUAAGCAUUCUAGCAAAUCGAGCAAGAAUAGCUCCCCUGUUAAUCUGCCAGCACGCGACACACCACCGGACAUUCUGCAGACGGAUGAUACUCUGGCACUGGAAAUUCUAGAAGAUGAUCUGACAUGCGUAAUUUGUAAAGGGAUGGAUGUUGGAGCGAGAAAUAGACUUGUGGAGUGUCAAGAGUGUCAUUCUUUAUAUCAUCAGGAACGCCAUGUUCCACAUAUUCUGGAUUCGCAGAUAGAUGUGCCGAAACAAGUAUGGUACUGCUCUAACUGUCCAAAGUCUCAGGUUUCGAAAGACAGAAGUUCGCCAAAAACUGUGAUAGAAAGCAAAACCAAAGAACAAAAGAAACCGAGCUCAAGCACUGGAACUAAGGUGACACCAAAUAUUCAUAUUAUAAGCGCGGAUAAAAGAUUGAAAGACAUGAUGAAGAAAGCCAAACAAGACAAACGAAAUACAGGUACUGCCUCAAGUUCAAAGAACUCUUCAUCCGGUACAUCUGCAUUAUCCUCAGUUAAGUCUUCUCAGGAUAAAUCAUUAUUAUACAAGAUAAAGUCAGGGAUAGAGUAAAUUGCGUAAGUUAUGAAAGAAGUCACUAAAUAAACAAAAACGAAUUAUAUAUAAAUAUUAUAUGCUGUAAAAAUAAUUCGCAUUUUUUAUUGAAAUUAUUUUAUAAUUGAUCUUAUUAACCUAUGAAGGAAAGAGGAAGGACAAUUUUUAUUAUUACUUUUUAUGAAUAUAUUUUCGUAUGACGAGAGAGAAUAAGAAAAAAAGAGAGAUUGUGAGAAUCGCGGCCCCUUAUGACAAAGACACAAGUUUUAAAUAGACGAUACACCACUAGUGCGUAUUUAUAUUGAAGUUUAAUCUCGAAUUACAUUCAAUCGAUAUUAGUACAAUUGGGCCUUUGUGUAGUGUCUGAAUUUCUUACUGCCUAUAAAUACAAUUCCAUAUUAUACAAUUUAUCAAUAAUUGUACAAACGUGCCAUGUAAAUUUGUUAUCUUUAUAAGCUUUCGCAUUAUUAUUACAAAAAUAUUAAGUAUGUAGAAAAUAAUGACAUAAUAUUACUAUAGCUAAUAAUUAUUACACACGUAAUAUCGUUUGUAAUACAAGUCUGCGUUGAUAGUUUUAAAAUGUAAAUAUACAAUAGAUUAUUUUUUAAUACCUUUUUAUUGAUAUAUUUAUAAAAGGAAAGCGAUAAAAUUAUACAAACUUCACAUAUCUCAAGAUUGCGUAUUAAUUGUACUGUUAUAUAUAUGUAUAGCAUAUACAAUUUCGUGACCGAAAUCAACUCUGCGCGUACCAAAUACGCUGAUUUAUAAAUUGUAUCGCGUUACGCGAUACAACAUCGACGCCGGAAUUGUCAAUGCUUGUCAAAAUGCACAGUGGAAAACUAUGACGCGCGCCAAAUAUAUACGUUCUACUGUAUACAAGAUAUACAUGUAAAUUCCACGUGUACUCCACGAAUGCGGAGGAUUAGAGUCGCGGACUAAUGUAAGAAUUUCAAAUUAAUGUAACACGACUUAAGUAACACACGCGACUCCGACAACUUUCGAAUGGCGUGUAUUCCUGAAAAAUUCACGUGUAACCCAUGUGUAUUUAUAGUAACAAUAUUUAGAUCUUAGCGCACCACAGAGAGCUGUGAUAAUUUUACACGGGCUAUGUAGCUGUAUAUCGCGCGUCCGUUCAAUUACAAUAAAUCUUUACCGACGAAACUAAAGGGAGAUUUUGAGUAUUUGUUUGUAUAAAAAAAAAGGAGCUGGAAAAAUCGUCAUCAUCUCCGCAGGCAAAUUUGUGACAAAUUGUAACGAUUCAAAUUAGAAACGAGUCCACUUGAACGCUUGUGGCUUUCCCUUCUUAUGCUAACGAUUAUCAAGACGACACGGUGGUUCAUCGUGUCUUAAUCGUAAGGCUAAUAAUUAAAAGUCUGUACAGCUGAGAUUGCGGGUGGGCGAAAUAACGAAGAGAUAAUACGAUACGAAUCGUUUAUAAUACCAAUAUAUUUUUUGCGAUUUUUUUUUUUUUAAUGCAAUUAAUCGUUUUGUCCCUACGUCCCAUUGAAAAUUUGGCAAGAAUCAUUUCGUUUUCUCGAGUGUCGCUUAAAGUCUACUCGUGCGCGGGAUGGGGGGAGGAAUUGGGCUGAAAUACUAUGUACAAUGGAGAGGGGAAGAGAGCUACUCGCGAGGAGUUGCAAUUGCACAUACACAUACAUACACGCACACACACAAAUGGAUACAGAUACGAUAUAAUACGCUUGAAAUAAGCGUAUUGCACGCAUCUUAAUGAAUAGAGGACAGACGCUUUCCCCCAAGGUACAUUUAAUGGCGAUCAAGUUUAAUGUCAAUAUAAUACCGUAUAAUAUAAUUAAUAUUACUUUCUUUUUCCAUGAUUCUUCACAAAGUAUGCUACCAGGAAGAUAUAUUUCCGAAAACGCUAACGAAACCAAGACGGCAUUGGUAGCUCAAUUAUUGCUCUCAGCAAUUAUAUAUUGCUCGCAAUGAUUGCCGGAUAAAAAGUCCAUUAAAUCGUACCUCCGGAAGUAGCGACGAUCGAAAAUAUACAAGAGAAAUAUUUUUAAACUAGGAAAAUUAUCGGGAUCAUUCCCUCUCCCCCUCCCCCAUUUUCUCUUCUCGAAGCUUAACAAGAAGUAAUCUUAACUCGAGACACGAUGUUGAGAUUUAUCUCUAUAAACUACGAAGCAUGACACACUAAUCGCCUCGCGAGAAUCACCUCUCUCUCAGUCCGUUGCGUUAUAAUCACAUACGUUGAAUGCAGAAUUGACAAGCUUUUCAGAUUGGAUGGAGUCGACUUUCGACUGUACAAUUUGCUCGGAAAACUCUGCUGCGUAUAUUCCGGAUAUUGUAAACAUUUUAAAUACUCACGCGCGGUCUCUUUAAUCGUUAUCUCGAUAAAAAAUUCAGCGGACGUUUACAGAAAUAGCGUCUCUCGAUAUUUUAUCAUAUAUCACUUCUCUCGACAUAGCGGUGUACACGCACAUUUUAUUCAUUUAUUUCUACCUUAUUCGCGCUUCUAACAUAUACAUAUAUAUAUAAAAAUUGUGUAAUACGAGAACAGGGAAAAAUGAAUACGAAAUAUCUUUUUAAAUCUAUUUUUCUCUCCGAUUUAACGCGGCAGAGUCGCAAGCACUUGUACGUUCGUAAAGUAUAGCGAGACGCUAAUAUAUGGAUUCUAUUGGAUCAAACUCGAACGUUGCUCGAUAUAAUUUACAUAUCGCACGAGUAUCUUCCAACUGAAUUUUAUGGAAAAGAAAAACAUCUUGCGCUUGUCUGGAGGCCCACUGGCACCCGAUAAUAACGACGUGUGAUGUAUGUGUACAUUUGUAUAUACGAAUAUGUGCGCACGUGUGUGUUCCCAUGUACGUCAAUCUGCACGGCAUAAUAUUCUUCAAACGCAAAGGAAAAAAAAAAAA